Molecule: messenger RNA, 390 nt
Organism: Symbiodinium pilosum
Lineage: Eukaryota; Dinophyceae; Suessiales; Symbiodiniaceae
Source: the annotation of a GenBank genome assembly
AUGAGCCUUUUCCAGCAAUAUGAGAACCCCAUGAUAAGCUUCCAAUGCUGCGGCUGCUACACCGUCCCGUUCUUCGAGGAGUGCUUUGCCAUGGAGCUGGUGGCCGUGAAGAUUGUGAUUGGUGAGAUGGGCCUGCGGAUUGUGGAGACCAUGAUCACAUUCGUGCGCACUCUGGACAUGGCCAAGGAUGUCAAUAGGCUGCUGGAGAUGAUUGGCUUGAAUUGUGGAGGGGAUGGGCUGAAGGUGAACAUGAUGGCUGAACUGCCUGGCCGAGGUGUUCCUGAGCUACUUUCCUGGCUUCUCCAUGGCAACCAGCGACCUCACACAGCCCUCAAAUGUGGAACAGUACGUUUGCCACCUCCUGCACAGGUGACUGUUCCUUUUUGCUAA